Messenger RNA from Styela clava, 1453 nucleotides. Its product is annotated as apolipoprotein D-like. Gene Ontology annotation, biological process: response to reactive oxygen species; lipid metabolic process. Lineage: Eukaryota; Metazoa; Chordata; Ascidiacea; Stolidobranchia; Styelidae. Gene Ontology annotation, cellular component: cytoplasm. The record is from RefSeq and is a predicted model, not a curated record.
AUAACGACGUUUAAUGUAAUAAAACAACGAAGUUAUCAACAAGCAUACGUCGACGUUAUCAAAUAAUACCAUCAUAAUCCGACUAGACAGUGGAUCAGAUUUCGACCUAGAUAAAUUGAAUAAGAAUUCAAUAACAAGGACGAAUGUCAAGAAAAAAUUACACGUUUUUAUUAAACAGCCAUCCCGCCUUGUAUAGUGCAAAAAUAAAAGUGACAUUACAUUGGGCUUUAAUGUUUGCAGAAACACCAAAUUUCCUAAUUAAGAAGAUAAUAUGACAGUGCUUUACUGUUACUUUGUUUUAAUUAUUGUCGUAUCAAGUUGUAUUUGUCAGCCUACACUAUUUCUACGAACUAGUGAUUGUCCAACUCCUCCAAUCAUGAAAAAGUUCAAGCUAAAACAGAUGGAUGGCCAAUGGUAUGAAAUCAGCAGAUUUCCUAGUCAGUGGGAAAUCGGAAAAUGUAUUCAAGUUUCGUAUAAUGUCUCCAAUGAAGAUGGGACGGUUAAGAUGCGAUGGGAACAAAUAUACAACAAUGGAUCUAUUAACUACGCCCACAGCGUCGGCCACGUGAAGGAAAAAGACCCGCCAGCAAAACUUACCUUGAAGUUUACGAAACCUUACAAUCCAUGGGAAACGCCCUUCUGGAUUUUGGAUACCGAUUAUAAUUCUUACGCAAUCAUUUAUUCUUGUUAUCCGUAUUUUCAUCCAGGAUUGCGAAGAAUGUUCAACACGGAAUUUGCUUGGGUGAUGUCCCGGAAAAGAAAAAUGAGCAUAACUAAGAAACGACGACUGAAAUCUUCAAUAACACAUCAUAACAUUUACACCCAUAUGUUUAUCGACAAUGAUCAAACCGGCUGCGAGGAAUACGAAAAUCCCAGCGCUCACUUUUUCUGAUGAUUGGAAUAGAUUGUGAGAAAAUCAUUUGAUCGAAUAAAAACGGAUUGGAACAGCUCAAUUGCAAUGAAACUUAUUGAAUUAUAUAUCAAAUUAUCUGAUCCCCGUUACAUUUUCAUAAUGAGUUAUACCAUAUCUAGCAUUUAAUUGUUAAAGUAUGAUUGCAUUUAUAAUGCUUAUACACCAAUAUAUAUUAUACACCACUAUUAAGUUGUCUAGCUAUUUUAGAACAUUUAUGGAAAUUACUCAAUCCUGGGUCUGUAAUAAAAAGACAUUGUUGCUGGUCGAAAUAAAGUUUGCAAACUCAAAAUGAUUUUUUUGCUUAAAAGAGUAUAUUGUAUUGCAUAUAGUAAAAGCAUUAUGAGCCGCUUUCCAGAGCACCACUGCAAUUAUUAUAAUCCUUUAUAUUGUUGAUUCUUAUCAGAUUCUGUCACUAAACUUUGCAUAUAAACUUUUCUGCGCCAAGUUGCUUUUACAUUAGGUUCACAUGUAUAAUUAGUAUUGUUAGUCAUAACAAAAAGUCUUUGUUUAUGAAAUGUGAUUUAUCCUACAGACAUGACA